This is a messenger RNA of Ixodes scapularis (black-legged tick), 351 nucleotides long. RefSeq lists its product as uncharacterized. Lineage: Eukaryota; Metazoa; Arthropoda; Arachnida; Ixodida; Ixodidae. The record is from RefSeq and is a predicted model, not a curated record. The transcript is spliced from 4 exons. The coding region runs from base 7 to 351 and encodes 114 amino acids.
AGCAAAAUGCAGCACGCAGUUUUCAUCGUGAUGCUUAUUCUACCAUCACUUCAAAGCGACUGGUUCUUGUCUGGAACCGAAAUUGACGACUGUAUGGAUAUUAUUGAACAUGGCGGAAGGAUAAAGUGCGGACUUGAAGGAUCUGGUGAUCUCGAUGAUUAUGAUCCUGAAUCCUGCCGAUUUAGAUGCAGUGGCGGCGCUAGGCCGGAGUUGCCGUAUGGGGUUUGCUCCGGCGAUAGAGUGAAUUGCACUACCUUCACGAGAGAAGCCCUGCGGAAUUGGGAGCAAGCAUUGCAGAGUGCACGACACCAAUUUUUGAAAGAAUGGUGCCCAUAUUAUCCGAAAGAUUAA